CUGAAAAUGUGUCACACCUUUCCCAGAGAGCCCAGCCCCACUGCCAGGAAAGAGCCUGACUGCUGCCCAGCCGAUCUCAUAGGAACACCCCAGACCUCCAGCAGCUCCAGGAGUCCAAACACCAGCAGUGGACCAAGGCCCUACAGCUGCCAGCAGCCAUGUUGGCCCUCAGCCUGCUCACGCUCGGUCUGCUCUCCGCAGUGGCACCUGCCAGCUGUCAACAAGGUCUGGGGAACCUUCAGCCCUGGAUGCAGGGCCUUAUUGCUGUGGCCGUGUUCCUGGUCCUGGUUGCAAUUGCCUUUGCUGUCAACCACUUCUGGUGCCAGGAAGAGCCGGAGCCUGGUAACAUGGUCAUGACUGUUGGAAGCAAGGCAGAUGGGGUCCUGGUGGGAAUGGACGGCAGAUACUCUUCAAUGGCGUCUGGUUUUAGGUCCAGUGAGCACAAGAAUGCCUUCAAGAACGUUCUGGAGGAAGAGGGCAGGGUUCGCAGCACACCCAUGUGACAAGCUCCUCUAUGACCCCAGUCCCCAGGCUAUGGGGCACAUGGAGUCCAUGCCACCUCUUCACCCCAUCACUGCUCUGCAGGGAUCUGUUGAAACAAGCUGCCCUUCUCUGCUCUCUUGAGUCACAGCCAAGCUGAGCAAAGGAUGCACUGUGGCCCUGGGGUCUUCCACCCAAUUCUGAGGAGCCCUCACCUUUCAUCUCCCUCCUCCUGCAACUAUGGAAGUGGCCCUGAUUUCUACGAAAUAAAGACUUUUUAUACUUCUGGGGCAAAGACUCAUACCCAGCUUCCAGGCUCCAAGCAUGGCCUCACCCAUUUCUUUUCAAUAACUGCCUUCUAGGGUCUGUGACCAUUGGAUUUAUGGAUUACCCAGGAAGCUCUGGACCUUCUGGAUUUUUCCUUUACAGCACACCACCCACUCUGUCCAGAUCUCUCCCCUCCCCAGGGCUCCAGAGUGUUGGGCUAGCAUAUGGGAAAGAAAACCGUGGAGCCGAGACGGACUAGAUAGAACCCAGG
Molecule: messenger RNA, 1018 nt
Organism: Chionomys nivalis (European snow vole)
Lineage: Eukaryota; Metazoa; Chordata; Mammalia; Rodentia; Cricetidae
Gene: Pdzk1ip1
Product: PDZK1 interacting protein 1
Exons: 5
Coding region: 159-503 (114 amino acids)
Source: RefSeq, a predicted model, not a curated record